AUUCACACAAGACGUACACACACAAAGACAACGAACACUGGAGCGAGUAGAGAUAGUACCGGCUUGUUGUUGUGUGUGUUUGCUGUCAUCUCGACGACGACGGUCAUGGCGAAGGCGCAGGUGGCGGCGGCGAGGUUCAUGACGGAGGUGGCGCCGCCGCCGGUGGUGUCGGUCAUGCGGCGGAGGAAGCAGGCGCCGUGGUGCCUGGACACCAUCGCCGAGGACACCAUCGCCGAGCAGCUGGUGGCGUGCGGGUCACCAUCGUCGACGGACUACGGCUUCGCGGCGGCGUGGUCGCUCAAGAGGAUGCCACCACCGCAUGCGCAUGCGCAGCCGCGGGAGCGCGCGGCCGGGUUUGUGGGCAAGUACUUCUCCGACGCCCAUGGCAGCCAGCAGCUGGUCAGCCGCCGGCGAGACGUGCAUGCGCAGGAGUUGCACAAGGUCGGAGCUUGAAGACAAGAGGGGGAGCAUAGUAGCAAUAUAAUGAGCCAAGCUUGUUUGGGAGAAGUAUAUUUUUAGUUUAUACCACUUCCACACGUGCGUUCAUGCACGAUAAUUUAGCAAAGUGCGCACCUCAACGAUUCUCUAUGCACCUCCUUAUUAUUCAUGUACUAGUGAUGCACAUAUUGAUAUGCAUGGUUGGCUGUGCAUCCGUGCAUAUGUAAGAAUUUGUGUUUGUGUAUUGUGUUUAAAAAUAAACUCUAGGUAAAAUAAAGGUAAAUACAACUUUAAAAUUU
Sorghum bicolor (sorghum) is the source of this 737-nucleotide messenger RNA. RefSeq lists its product as uncharacterized. Lineage: Eukaryota; Viridiplantae; Streptophyta; Magnoliopsida; Poales; Poaceae. The transcript has a single exon. The record is from RefSeq and is a predicted model, not a curated record. The coding region runs from base 106 to 453 and encodes 115 amino acids.